Octopus sinensis (East Asian common octopus) is the source of this 4579-nucleotide messenger RNA. Its product is annotated as serine-rich adhesin for platelets-like. Lineage: Eukaryota; Metazoa; Mollusca; Cephalopoda; Octopoda; Octopodidae. The transcript is spliced from 2 exons. The record is from RefSeq and is a predicted model, not a curated record. Gene Ontology annotation, molecular function: nucleic acid binding; zinc ion binding. The coding region runs from base 106 to 3693 and encodes 1195 amino acids.
GACGAAACAGAAGCCAUUUUGCACGGGACAACUAUAUAACGCUUAUAACUGAGAUCGAAAAAAAAAAUUAUCUACCAUAUGAGCGUACUUGAGUAAAUAGCUAAUAUGGAGAAUCAUGAAACCCUUGCUUGUCGUUUAUGUGGUGACAACCAUCUGAUAGAAAAGUGUCCGAACACAACGUGUACACAACCAGCACCGUCAUCACAACAACAACAACCAGGUGUUACAACUGAUGGAUCCCCUUCAUCAAAUUCCCUCUCUCCGUCGUCAUCUACUUCAUCCUCGUCGUCGUCGUCACCGUCGCAAACGCAGGAAGCGAAGUUGGAACGUUCUGAGAAGAAAAAGAGAAUCCAAGGUCGCUGUUUCAAAUGUCACCGAAUGGGUCACUAUGCUCGCGACUGUUAUUCGGACCGGUGUUACCAGUGUCACAAGAGCGGACACUUAGCCAAACACUGUUUCACGUUUGUUAGUCGGUGUUACGUAUGUAACCAACUUGGCCACGUGGCUCGCCAGUGUAACCAGCAGGAAAUACUGAGUGGUUGCUGUUACAACUGUGGCCAACAGGGACAUGUCCAGCGCUACUGCCCGAACUUGAUAUAUCGUACUUGCUAUCGUUGUGGCGAAACCGGGCAUGUAGCUCGCAAAUGUGUCUAUUUGUCCGGCAGUACGAACAAUGUAAACAAUAAUACCACUAAAUUGAAUGGUGCGGUUUCAAAACCUGAUAGAGCGUCGGAAAAUUAUUCAACUCCCAGUACCACCGCAGACAUCCUAAACAUCACAGUUGCUUCCACCACUACUACUGUAACUGACAAUACCAAUAUAACCACCACUGGCAAUGACUACACUAUCAACACCGCCACUUCAACCACUGACAUCGGCGCCACUCCUGGCGAUGCAGUCAAUACUGACACAACCAAGGAUGCCACCAUUACCACUGUUAGUGCUACUAUUCCAAGCACCAUCACUUCUGCUACUGAUGCUAUUAAUACUACAACUACUAGUACCACCACUAGUGCUACAGAUGCUAGUGGCCUGUCUCUCGCCACAGAACAUUCUGUAGUUAGAACUGACAAUAUUGGUGAAACCAGUGGCAUUGCUGUGAGUGAUGUUCAAAAGGAAGACAGCUACUCUAACAGCAGCACCAGUGAUUCGGAAAUAAUGUACUGUGUUAAAUUUGAAAGUAGUCGAAGUUCGAGUGGGUCGGAAAUGAUUUGCAGAGUGGAUAGUAGUGAGGAAGAUGAAGAUAUGGAGACUCGGAGGAGUCUUCUAUUGAGAAACUUUGAAGUAGUCGAAGGAGCUAUUGAAGUCGGCGAGCAGACAGCUGCGGCGAGAGUAUCUUAUAGCGAAGGAGACCAGUUUGACAUUCAUGGUAAAAAUCCAGAUGAGUCAAAAGAGACUAGCAAUGAAGUUUGUCUUGAAGAUAAUCCCAGCAGAGACGAGUCACUAGAAUCUAAAGCUACUCAUGGUUCAGGAGAUAUUAAUACAAAUGUCAACUUAUCAGAAUUUAAAAACUACUUUGAAACAGCAAAUGAAAUGAGCAAUCCCCAGGCCAUGUCUGACCGAAGCAUCCCCGAGAAGAGUUCGGUUACAAAUAGCCCUGGAAAGGAAGCGAAACAUAAGGUUGGCCACGAUCUUGUAUCGGAUAAAAGCUUUAUGGUGUCCAAUUCUGAUUAUCAGGCGAACAAUGAGGUCAGUCAUUUAACAACGGCAUUAAGUUCAAAUGACGAAGCGGUCAGUGGUACGAAUACCGACAGGUCUAUCACCAGCAGUGAGGUCAAUUUUAGUUGUGUCGUUCUGGAUGAGAACGUAACUUGUAAUUCUAGAGAAUUGUCAAGAGAGCCCAGUUCUAGCAUAGAUAUCGCAACAGAACAGAACGCUCAGUUGGAGAAAAGCGAAGAAUUCAAUGCUUCUUGUAAAGUUUCAGAGUUAACCGAAGACGUCAUUAAUACAAGUGGCUCUGACAGCGAUCAAUUAACGUCAUCGGACGACACUGUUGUUUCAGCAGAAGACACCCCUACGGGUGUUGGAGAUGCUACAACUACUACAACAGCGGAUUCUGCAGCUACUUCUACUGCAGAUCACCCCGCUAUAACGAAAAUUGAAGACUCUAGGGUUAUUACUACUACCACAGACACUGCAACUCCUGCCGCAACGGACACUGCGACUCCUGCCGCAACGGACACUGCGACUCCUGCCGCAACGGACACUGCGACUCCUGCCGCAACGGACACUGCGACUCCUGCCGCAACGGACACUGCGACUCCUGCCGCAACGGACACUGCGACCUCUCCUGCAGCGGACCCUGCCGCAACGGACACUGCGACCUCUCCUGCAGCGGACCCUGCCGCGGACACUGCGACUUCUCCUGCAGCGGACCCUGCCGCGGACACUGCGACCUCUCCUGCAGCGGACCCUGCCGCGGACACUGCGACCUCUCCUGCAGCGGACCCUGCCGCGGACACUGCGACCUCUCCUGCAGCGGACCCUGCCGCGGACACUGCGACCUCUCCUGCAGCGGACCCUGCCGCGGACACUGCGACCUCUCCUGCAGCGGACCCUGCCGCGGACACUGCGAUCUCUCCUGCAGCGGUCACUGCGAUCUCUCCUGCAGCGGUCACUGCGAUCUCUCCUGCAGCGGUCACUGCGAUCUCUCCUGCAGCGGUCACUGCGAUCUCUCCUGCAGCGGACACUGCGAUCUCUCCUGCAGCGGUCACUGCGAUCUCUCCUGCAGCGGUCACUGCGAUCUCUCCUGCAGCGGUCACUGCGAUCUCUCCUGCAGCGGACACUGCGAUCUCUCCUGCAGCGGACACUGCGACCUCUCCUGCAGCGGACACUGCGACCUCUCCUGCAGCGGACACUGCGACCUCUCCUGCAGCGGACACUGCGACCUCUCCUGCAGCGGACACUGCGACCUCUCCUGCAGCGGACACUGCGACCUCUCCUGCAGCGGACACUGCGACCUCUCUUGCAGCGGACACUGCGACCUCUCUUGCAGCGGACACUGCGACCUCUCCUGCAUCGGAUCCUGCUACUACUGGCCUUUCUGCAAUGAGUACGACGGUGUCUGUUGACGCGAAUGGUAUCGGUCGCGAUGGCUCCCUUAUUACAGCUAACAAAACUGCAUCAACAGAGCCCUCUGCUUCUACUGUUGAUUUCGUAGCUAAUGUGAAAGAAAGCGUAGAAAGGCUAGAAGCUACUGCUAAUCAUUUUGGUACUGGUGUUAAUGGCAUUGAUUCUGAAAUUGAUGAAAGCUUCGAUCAGAUAAUUGACCAUUCGCCAAGAAAUAUUGCCGGUGUAAUAGAAGCAUUGACAGUGCCUCAGGCUCUGUCUCCGAUUGUAUCACCAAUUGCUCUGGCAACUGUGUCACCGGUUGCGUCACCAAUUGCUCCAGCACCUGCGUCACCAAUUGCUCCGGCACCUGUGUCACCGGCUGCGUCACCAAUCGUGCCGGCACCUGUAUCCUCUGCUUGCAAGUCUUCCUUAUCGAACGCCAACCUGUUUGAGGAAAGAGAGCUAGAGUCGGAACCGUCCUGUCUAAACAAUGAAGAGCUGCCAGAAACAGAGGCUCUUAGGCGUUCUCAAAGCUCCAAUUCCAACCAAUCAUUAGACUCAGAGGAAGAAGAUUUUUGUUCGAAUCAGAGUAGCGAAGAUCAGGAGUACCAUUCAGCAGACAGCUUUUGCACGAAGCUGUAACUUCUCUCCCUCCCCAAUCCCGUCUUUCUCGCACUUUUAAUUUAACUUUGACACUUUGCUGAAUAUUUGUAAUAUCAAUUUAGCCAUAAAUCCAUGUAUUUCUCUUAAUCCCCAUGAAAUCAAAUGUUUUCUUGAUCACGGAUUCCUCAGUAUUCCCCUUAAAUAAAACCAGUCAUUGGAAACUAAAGAAUUCGCCCUCGGAAACUUCCACCUUGAAACCCAGUUAUAAUUAGUUAUUGCCACCGAUCCAGAAUAGUUUCGUAAUAACCACAACCAAGAUGUUUUUGUUUUCGCCUUCCUCCCACAAGAAAAACGGAAAGUAAUAACCAGCGACGGUUAUCACCCUAUCUCCUCCAUCAAAACAAGGACUAUAUUUAGACACCACGACCACUUCCAUCAAAUGUUUGUACUAACAGGAUUUUUCUGGUAUUAGAUGAUUGUAUUCGGUCGUAGCCCACCCAAGAUAACCAAGGAGUAAAUACUUUUCCAGCUGUCACAAGCGGUUCACCUUACCAAUGUGCAAUGUUCACACCAAACCCGGUAAAUUGCAUACAAAUUUCUUCGUAGUUCAUCAGCUGUUAACAUAUAUAGAAAAAAAUACAUAAUUUACACUGUUGCCAAUGGCUUACAUAACUAAAUAUCACCGCCACCAUUUUGACUCUUCUGUGAAUUUUAUUGUAGAGCGGCUGAUAAACUGACAUUCUUUUCACAUUCAUCUUACAAAGAUUUAUAAAAUAAGUACCAGUAAAAUUCUGGGAUUGAUUACAUCAACUGAUUUCCCUCAUUUUGUGGGUUUGUGCUUAUUUUAUUCUGGAAUUUUUGUGUAAAUUGUUAAAUCUUGUUUUGAUAUUUUUUAAAACUUAAAGUAGAUUUAUUGGAAAUAAAG